This is a messenger RNA of Ceratitis capitata (Mediterranean fruit fly), 2379 nucleotides long. RefSeq names its product geranylgeranyl pyrophosphate synthase (gene qm). The record is from RefSeq and is a predicted model, not a curated record. Gene Ontology annotation, biological process: isoprenoid biosynthetic process. Gene Ontology annotation, molecular function: prenyltransferase activity. Lineage: Eukaryota; Metazoa; Arthropoda; Insecta; Diptera; Tephritidae. The transcript has 7 exons. Bases 186 to 1187 code for a protein of 333 amino acids.
CUGUGGUUGUCAAAAAUCAAUCAGCUGUUGACGAUUUCUAUGCUUUCGGUUGCUUGGCUGUGUAAUCUCCUCCAAGCAGACAAGUUUUGUCAGACAAGUUGAUCAGUCGGUUGGAAAAAGAAAAGUUCUUAUAAUUUCGAAAUUUGUGUAUUUAUUUUAGAUAGUCUCUAUUAAGUACGGUGUCAAUGCCAGGCAUGAACAAUAUGGAAGAACUUUGUGCCAUACUUGCCAAAACGCGUGAUCCUUCAGCGCAAAAGGAACAAGAUGAGAUUUUGUUGCAGCCCUUCGCCUACAUACAACAAAUACCAGGCAAGCAAUUUCGCUCCGAAUUGGCCUUGGCAUUCAAUCACUGGCUAAAUAUUCCGGCUGAAAAACUACACCAGAUUGGCGAAAUUGUGCAAAUGCUGCAUAAUUCUAGCUUAUUAAUUGAUGAUAUUGAAGACAAUUCAAUACUUCGCAGAGGUGUUCCUGUCGCCCACUCCAUAUAUGGCGUGGCGAGCACUAUGAAUGCUGCCAAUUAUGUGCUUUUCCUUUCGCUGGCAAAGGUGCAACAGUUGGGUCAUCCAGAGGCUACCAAUGUCUACACCGAACAACUGUUGGAAUUGCAUCGUGGUCAGGGCAUGGAAAUAUAUUGGCGUGAUAGUUUUACCUGUCCAUCCGAAUCGGAUUAUAAAUUGAUGACCAUACGUAAGACCGGUGGUCUCUUUAUGCUUGCCAUACGUUUAAUGCAACUCUUUAGUGAGAAUAAAGAGGAUUUCACCAAGUUGACAGCCAUACUUGGCUUGUAUUUUCAAAUACGUGAUGAUUAUUGUAAUUUAAGUUUAAAGGAGUAUACACAAAACAAAAGUUUCGCCGAGGACUUGACGGAGGGCAAGUUCGGAUUUCCAGUUAUACAUGCUGUGCGUUCGCAGAAACACGAUAAACAAGUUUUGCAUAUUCUGCGACAGCGCACUCACGACAUUGAAGUGAAGAAGUAUUGUAUUGGUUUGCUGGAGAAAUUGGGCAGUUUUCAGUAUACGCGUGAAGUGCUAGAAUCUCUGGAUAAGGAAGCAAGAGCAGAGGUCGAACGCUUAGGCGGCAAUCCUUAUAUGGAUUUACUGCUAAACAAACUGUUGUCAUGGAAGGCUACCGAGAAUCAUACUAAUCACAAUAAUAUUCCAUCGCCGAGCAAUCAUAAUAGCAAUUAACAGCCAAAGAGGCAAAAGAGGGAAAUUUGAAUUGACAUCAACAAUGUUAAUUCGCCAACCUCUUUUGCUGCUAAGAAUGAAAUGAAUUUGAUAGAAGUUUUUUUGCAAAAACUAAAUAUUUUUUAAACUACAUACAUACAUAUUUAUGUAUUCUACAAGCGCCUAAUUAAGAGCCUAAAUUUAAUGUUGAUUUGUAAUUAUUAGAAAUAUACAUACAUACAUACACCUAAUUACAUACGCAUACAUAAGUAUGUGUGUAUUUAUAAAUACACACAUGCAAGGCAAUAAUAUUUAAGCAAAUAUGUGUUAAAACACUCACUAAUGCACUCAAGCGCCUAAAACUAGACUUAAAAAUAUAUAAACGCACCGAUAUACUCGAAAUUUUAACACGUGGACCAUGAAUUUGAUAAUACAUACAAGAAAAAAGAAAAAAACAAAGGCAAAGCUCAAGGAGAGAAGACUUUGUACACAAAAGUUUUGGUUCUAGCAAGAAAAAUAAUUGUAAAUUUGAAAUUUUCUUUAAAAUCUACUACUUUUUUCAUACUUUUGUAAGUUAAUAAUUAAUAAUGUUUAUUUUAAGCUUUUUUUUGAAUCCAAGUAUAUAAGCGGUGCUCAAACCUCGAACUUGAAAUAAUUCGCUUAAUUAUUUAUUAUAUUCAUAUGGCGAAUCGAAGCAUUACGUUUUUUUCUUUCGAUAUUUAAGAAAAAUGUUUACGAAAAAUUUUUGAAAAACAAUUUGUCAACGCAUUUCACCAUACACCAUACGCACUUUUAUUGUUGUAAUGUGUGUUAAUUUUUAUAAGAUACUUGUUAUAAAUCGCGUUGAUUGUAUGUAAAAUAAUUCCAAUUCUCUUUAAGUACUCUUUAUGUACUUAAUAUUCUAAAUCGAUGUAUUUAACUUUAAUUAAGCGAUGUUUUAACAACAAAAACAACAAAAAAACAUAAAAUUAAAACGUUAUUAAAGUUUAAAAUAUCAGUAAUUAACUUAAAAGGAAAUUCGCACGUUUAAAAAAUAUAUAUUGUUAACUAAAUAAUCAUAAAAUAGUCACACACACACACACACACAGAGAUUCAAACAUACUCCAACACACGCACGGUGGUGUCAUGUCUGAGGUCACAAAAUAUUAGUUGAGAAAAUAUUUUUAUAAUAAAAUAAUAUUGCUAAAGUAGUAAUUUAUGUUAUUGUUAUAAA